Molecule: messenger RNA, 423 nt
Organism: Musca domestica (house fly)
Lineage: Eukaryota; Metazoa; Arthropoda; Insecta; Diptera; Muscidae
Exons: 2
Coding region: 1-423 (140 amino acids)
Source: RefSeq, a predicted model, not a curated record
AUGGCGCCCAAUCAUUAUAGCUUUAAUUUGAGUUUUGAAUUCUAUCGCCAGUUUGUGCGCAGUGCGGAAAUUCGUGUCUUAACCCAAGUCAAGACGGUGAAGGGUGUUAGACCAAUUACUUAUUUCGAUGUGCGUCUGAAUCUUUGCGAUUCUCUGAGUAAUUUCAAGUCAAUACCACUGCUCAUUGAUCUGUAUCGGGAAUUGAAGAAGUCCUUCAAUGUUAAGCUGGGCUGUCCCAUUAAGGCGAAUUUCCUCUAUAAAAUGCGCAACUUUACCUUUACCAAUGAAUAUCUACCCCCUUUUACGCCGGCCUUAAAUUUUAAUCAUUCUUUGAAUUUCUAUGAGAAUCAAAUGAAAGUUACCUCAAUUCUUACCCAGGGAUAUGUGUGGCACAAUGGAACGACGCCGAAGAAGGUGGGCUGA